Messenger RNA from Gaeumannomyces tritici R3-111a-1, 1216 nucleotides. RefSeq lists its product as hypothetical. The record is from RefSeq and is a predicted model, not a curated record. Lineage: Eukaryota; Fungi; Ascomycota; Sordariomycetes; Magnaporthales; Magnaporthaceae. Gene Ontology annotation, molecular function: hydrolase activity. The coding region runs from base 46 to 1110 and encodes 354 amino acids. The transcript is spliced from 2 exons.
UUAAAACGUAAUGUGCCCUGCCUAAAGUGAUGUGAGUCAGUGGUGAUGCAAACCUGGCGACUUCACCCGUGGCCGAGAUUCCCUCACCUUUAUCCAUUUCAAGCUUGCUCUCGCCUAAUUAUUCCGUUCACCAUGCCUAUCAAAAGUGAUCUGUCGCUGGACUCCGCCAAGUUCCUGCCGACCAAUGCAACGGAUCCUAUGCGAGGGCUCGUCGAAGGCCUGAAGAACAAGUCGGUACCGUGGCCUGCGGUGGUACAUCUCGCAGGGGCCAGCGAGGUGGAGAUAGCUUCUCGCGACGAGGGUCGGACGGUGCCGGUUCGGGUGCUGCGGCCCGACAAUGGGAAGCCUAGCACAGGCGUCUUUAUACACAUCCACGGGGGAGGAUGGAUGACUUUAAGCCACCAGGACUUUGACCAAAGGCUGCAAGACUGCGCAAACGGUGUGCAGAUGACCGUCGUCUCAGUUGGAUACCGCCUAGCCCCGACCCAUCCCUACCCAGCGGCGGUGCACGACUGCAUCGACGUGGCGGAAUAUCUCGUCAGCGACGCCGGCCAGCUCCAGCUCGGCGGAGGGCUCCUCAAGGCCAUCGGGGGCGAGUCCGCGGGCGGCCAUCUGGCGGCCCUGACGGCGUUGCACCUGGCCAAGAACAGGCCGCAGGCCGCCGCGAAGCUGGCCGGCCUCGUACUGAUCUACGGGUGCUACGACCUGAGCCUGAGCAUGCCGUCCAUGGUCACCAGCGUGCCCGGGUCCACGGCGCUGGUCGACAGGGACGUCAUGAAGGCCUGCGUCGACGGCUUCCUGCCUCCGUCCGUGGCGACGCCCGAACAGAGACGCGCGGCCGAGGUGUCUCCUCUGUACGAGGACCUGGCGGGCGUGGCGGCCAAGAUGCCAGGCGGGAAGCUGCCGCCGGCGCUGUUUCUCUGCGGGACCGCGGACCCGCUCCUCGACGAUACGGUGUUUAUGAGCUCCAAGUGGAUGGCGACUGGCAGCGAGGCGGUGGUCAAGAUUUUUCCCGGGGCCCCGCACGCGUUCGAUGCAUUCCCAAGUGUUGUAAAGGAGGCAGGCGAGGCCCUGGAUAUCACAUAUCAGUUUCUUGUAGCGCGAGCUUAGUGUAUUUUCUGCAGGCGCUGUAUUCACGCCGGAUUGGAUGAGGAAAUGAAUCGAUCAGUCAUUGAACCCUAUGGAUGCUACCCGAUUGGCAAAGCUAAGAUACGAG